Messenger RNA from Cryphonectria parasitica EP155, 981 nucleotides. RefSeq lists its product as uncharacterized. NCBI's taxonomy places the organism in Eukaryota, Fungi, Ascomycota, Sordariomycetes, Diaporthales, Cryphonectriaceae. The transcript has 2 exons. The record is from RefSeq and is a predicted model, not a curated record. Bases 1 to 981 code for a protein of 326 amino acids.
AUGUCGCAAACUUUCAUCGAACGGCUCAGAUCGCGCACUCCAGCCGAAGGCAGCCGCCGCGGUUGUCUGCUCUCGGAGGAGUGCUUGCUAGCUCUCCGGGCUUUCAAUCAGACCCGCGCGGACAACAGCCUAGCUGCAUACGUCGAGGCUGCAAAGCGCACUGUUCUCGACCAUUAUGGCAUACGUCUUGCCUUUCAACCGACGGCUGAUCCCUUACAACAAGACAUCUUGUCGACGUGGCUUGAGUACCUGGUAUACAAGCACUGGCUAUCUACUUACUGUAAGACGCGAGUCGAGACGUAUCAAAGACAGUACGACAAAGCAUGGGAAAAGCUCCUCGUGCUUGAUGUCUUGACACCUGCGGAAAGGGAAACGCGACAGAUUGACGGCAACGCCUUGCAGAUGGCACGCAGGAAGACCGAGGCGGGACUGGAGAGCCGUGCACGGGACUGCGAAGCGGCUCUACUGUCCUUCGAGACUGCCGACGAGCAGCACGAGCAGCACGAGCAGCACGAGCAGCGCAGCCCUUCGGCUCGUCUACAAUUGGCCGAGAGCAAAAUGAAACACGAUCGCGCAAAUGCUCCGAUAAGCGCCAUUGAGGACUUCCUCUGCCAAACCGUGGACUACAGGCUACAUGGACCUCACUGGGAGAUGCUUGCGGACACGCACUACAGUGAGCUGCCAUGGGUCUUGCGGCAGCUCCCCCAAGUGCAGAGGGACGCGCGGCAACGAAUGCAUCGGGUCAUGGAGGGGCAGGGUCUUCUCCGUCGCAGCUUACGCAUUGCCAAUCAGAAGUUGGAAAGCACUGUUGAUUCUCAAGCGCCUCCUCCUCCAGCAUUGUGGCCGAAGAAACGGGGUCGAGCUGAAGCAGAUAAAUCUUUGCAAGCCCCACAGCAGCUGCAGGAGAGUGUCAAAGAGCAGAGACAAGAAGGAGCUCGGAAAAGGCGACGGGUGGCGAAGAUGUCCCUAGAACACCAGUGA